Babesia bovis T2Bo is the source of this 641-nucleotide messenger RNA. RefSeq lists its product as uncharacterized. NCBI's taxonomy places the organism in Eukaryota, Apicomplexa, Aconoidasida, Piroplasmida, Babesiidae. The coding region runs from base 100 to 528 and encodes 142 amino acids. Gene Ontology annotation, cellular component: U4/U6 x U5 tri-snRNP complex; U5 snRNP; spliceosomal complex. The record is from RefSeq and is a predicted model, not a curated record. Gene Ontology annotation, biological process: mRNA splicing, via spliceosome. The transcript is spliced from 6 exons.
GAUGCACGCCUAGGGGAUUUUGUUGUUAUAUGGGUGCUUGAACAAAGCCGAGAUUCCACCUCGAAUAUCAAUAAUUUGCUAUCAACGAAUGCAGCAAAAAUGUCUUAUAUGCUUCAACAUUUAAGGUCUGGCUGGGCUGUGGACCAAGCAAUUGUGACAGAGGAAGAACGAUUGGUGUGUAUUAGAUUCGGACAUGACUACAACCCAGAAUGCAUUAAAAUGGAUGAAGUGCUAUACAAGGUAGCAGAUGACGUAAAGAACUUUUGCGUAAUAUACUUGGUUGAUAUCACCGAGGUACCAGACUUCAACGGAAUGUAUGAGCUGUAUGAUCCCGUUUCGGUCAUGUUUUUCUAUCGCAACAAACACAUGAUGAUCGACCUCGGUACAGGAAACAACAAUAAGAUCAACUGGGCGUUGAACAACAAACAAGAAUUGAUAGAUAUCAUGGAAACCAUCUUCCGAGGAGCACGCAAAGGCAGGGGGUUGGUGAUCUCUCCCAAGGACUACUCCACCAAGUAUAAGUAUUAACAACGGCCUACCACACAUAUUUUAUACGGUCAAUCGUGUGGUAGGUGGGCAGCGCUCUACUAGACAAGGUUUAUACACACGUAAAUGAGCAGAUGAACGCCCAAGUUGCCAAA